AUGAGCCUCUUCAGCUCGGAUCAAAUCAUACCACGUCAGCCUUUCUGGGUGCCAGCCCGCCCAUCCAGUGCCAGGACCAGGUCUCCCAGGAAAACUGAAUCCAUCAUGGACAAAGCUUGGAAAGGACUGCUGAAGUCUGGCAUCAUCUUUCUGACCUUCAGUCUGUUUGUCUACAUAUUGUAUUACAUCGACUUUCUGGAGUUUCAGAGAACACCGAUGCCUCCAUUCAAGAACAUAAGAGGUUCCAGUGAUCCAGGCUCUAAUCGAAACUUCUGCACUCUCCGACCUUUGUCUCCCGAGGAGAUUGAUGAGGAAAACACUCUUCUAGAUUCCAUAGCUUGGCCAAAUGUUCCAUCUGUGCCACCUCCUGUUUCACUGAAUGACACCAGCAAUGCAGCCCUCAGCAAUUUUGUCAUUCUCCCAAGGCCAGGAGGUGGAUCGUGGCUCGUGGGGGAUCAGCUGGAGGUCUUGAUCAAGAUGUUUGACUUUAAGGGUCAUCCAAAGAACCAUGGAGGAGAUUUCUUACUGGCUCGGCUGCACAACCGGACACUUGAAGCAGGUGUGGCAGGUCAAGUGGUGGAUCAUCUCAAUGGCACCUACUCUGCUGUGUUCCUCUUACCCUGGGAAGGAAAGUCACAGGUUGAGAUAACACUGGUAAAUCCCAAUGAGGCAAUCCCAUUCCUGGAUCAGUUUGUCGGUGAAAAGCCUAAUGGAGUGGACUUCCACAGCACUUUUAAAUCAGGCUCGCUGACUCAGACUACCAUAUGCAGCGUGUGCCUGCCUCCAACCCAGCAGCCACAGUGUAACUACACUGACCUCAAUACAGGUGAGCUGUGGUUCUGCUACAAGCCACAGAAUCUGAGCUGCAAUGCCAGGAUCAACCACUUUGUCACAAACCACAAACCUGUCAAGGCCCAGGAGGACAUUCUCUUCAAACAGUGAGUAGUUAACAUGUCAAUGAUUCUUGAGCUGAAAUGACAGUACCUCUGAUGAAAAUGGAUGAAAGGCCAAUCAUAACACGUUUUGGGCAAGAGUCUCCUGAAAAGUAAAUUUCAACUGAUAAUUUUGCAGCACUGGUCUCAACGAAGGCACAACGACAACUUGCCAAAUGGUUUUCAAAUCACUGAAAAGGUUUUGGUGUUGUACAUAAACAUUUUGAUAUGUUUGCUUUGCUUCAGUGGUGUCACCAUGAAUGUUGGUAUUCCAGCUUCAGGACCUGCUCAUGUCACUGUGUUUCCUAAAAUGAAAGGUCAACUCUCAGCAAAGACCAACAAGGACAUACCUGGACCCGCUGGUUACUAUUACAAAGGUCUG
Salarias fasciatus (jewelled blenny) is the source of this 1314-nucleotide messenger RNA. Its product is annotated as NXPE family member 3-like. Lineage: Eukaryota; Metazoa; Chordata; Actinopteri; Blenniiformes; Blenniidae. The coding region runs from base 1 to 942 and encodes 313 amino acids. The transcript is spliced from 5 exons. The record is from RefSeq and is a predicted model, not a curated record.